GUUUGAGAGAGUGUGCACUAGUGUUUCUGAGGCCGCCUUUGACGUCUGAUCAGUUUGUCUUCCUUCAGCCUGAAAAUGGCCAAACUCGCCUCUGAUCUCUUCAAUUCGAAGUGUGCGGCCGGUUCGAAUGGAUGCAAACCCAAGGAUUCCUCCACCUGGUCUCAGAUCCGGACAGAAAACAUCCCCAACGAUUUCACGGGCGGGGCCGGCUGCCACAGUGCCUCGCCUCUCUCGAAAGCACCCGUGGCCGGCAAACCUCACGCUGAGCUUCUCGCCAGCUCCCCGGCGGCAGCCGCGCUCACCGCCUGCCUCAUAGUCCUGCUUUUCAUCGGCCUCUUUAACCUCAAGAGAAGCAACAUUCGUUCUAGGUUGGAGAUGCUCUGUAAGAAGUUUACACAUUUCAGCCGGAGGUUGUUGGCUUGUGGCAACAGCGCCAAUAAGGCUCUAUCCGAGAGGGAUGUCCACUGCUUGUGCAGAGAAAUAUUUGCCCAGGAGAAGCUGGCGAAGAGGCUGCGGGUGGUGGAAAGCAAGCUGAUGGCGGUGGAAGAUAUCGUGGUGUAUGUUCUGGAUCAGCUGAGCAUGCAGCGAGCCGUGCAGCCGCCCCCGCAACACUGCAAGUACACUUGCUGCCAAUGUCGAGACGGCUCCAGGUCGGGCUCCCCCUUCACAGAGUACGAGCGAGGGAGCCCAGUGUUGCGCACAACCGUGCGGAGAUGGGAAUAUUAACCCCCCCCCCUCCCCACCCACCCAAAAGUUGUUCCAGAAUGAAUAAAAUGUGAAC
Amblyraja radiata (thorny skate) is the source of this 781-nucleotide messenger RNA. RefSeq lists its product as uncharacterized. The record is from RefSeq and is a predicted model, not a curated record. The coding region runs from base 76 to 726 and encodes 216 amino acids. Lineage: Eukaryota; Metazoa; Chordata; Chondrichthyes; Rajiformes; Rajidae. The transcript is spliced from 2 exons.